Panicum hallii is the source of this 1654-nucleotide messenger RNA. RefSeq lists its product as uncharacterized. The record is from RefSeq and is a predicted model, not a curated record. Lineage: Eukaryota; Viridiplantae; Streptophyta; Magnoliopsida; Poales; Poaceae. The transcript has 3 exons. Bases 105 to 1328 code for a protein of 407 amino acids.
CCUCCUUCUCGAUCCCCGUUCUCCGCCACUCCACUCUACCUACCGCCCACCGCUCCAGUGCUCCGCCGCCCUCCCGUCCGCACGCACGGCACGAGCUCGCCGUGAUGUCAUGGCUCGCGCGCUCCAUCGCGGCCACCCUCUCCUCCGCCCACUCAGACGACGAUGAAUCCGAGUCCGCCUCCGGCGACAAGAGCCCGCCGCGCGCAUCCGACCCCACCAACGCUGACGCCGGGGAGUCCGACGAGCAGCCGGACACCCCGAGCCGCGGCGUCAAGGACGACAUCACGGAGCUGACCGAGUCCCUCACCCGCCGGCUCUGGGGCGUCGCAUCCUUCCUCGCGCCACCGCCGGUUGAGGGCGAGACCGAUGAGGGGGAGGAGGAGGAGGAGGAGGCGGCGGCGGCAGAGGGGCCUCAGUCGCCACGGAUCGACGGGAUCCGGAGCGACCUGGCCGAGAUAGGCGGCAAGGUGAGGACUGGCAUCUCGAUGCUGUCGAACGCCGGCGCCGUGGCGGAGAUCUCCAGGAUCGCGUCGUCGUUCCUGCCGUUCGGGCCCGGGGAGGAAAAGGAGCAGGUGGAAGGAGAGGCGGUUGGUGUAACAGAGGAGGUGGUAGAGUUCGUUAGUCACAUCUCGAAGCAUCCGAAGACGUGGCUGGAUUUCCCCUUGUUCGUCGACGACCGGCACGCGGAUGAUUUUGAACUGUCAGACGCACAGUAUGGGCAUGCAGUGGCUAUUGAGCAUCUUGUGCCAAGCCUGUCAUACCUCAGGACUGAGCUCUGCUCUACCAAUAUGAGCGAAGCAUGCUUUUGGAAGAUCUAUUUUGUGCUCCUCCAUUCGAAACUCAACAAGCAAGAUGCUGAAAUUCUUUCGACACUGCAAAUUCUGGAAGCAAGAGAAGAAUUAUUGCAAAAUUCACCAACAAAGAACAAACUAUCACCAGAAAACAGGAAUUCUCCCUCUACACAACCUGAAGAUAGUGUGAUGUCACCCUCAAGCAUCCAAAAUGAGAGUAGAAUGCCUGAAGCACCAUCAUUCGAAGAACCAACUUCUGCUCCUGUGCCAAAUGCUGAGGCUGACAAGCAUCCAAUUUCAACCACUGAGGCUGAAGUAAUUGACAAGUCUGUAAUUCAAGAAGAGCUGGUCGUGAAAACUGAGGUCAAGAGUUUACCCACGGGGAAGUCUAACCCGUACCCUGCAGAUGAUGAUGACGAUGAAAAAGAAGUAGAUGAUUGGCUACAGGAUAUGGACCCUGUGUCCAGCAAAACAGGCAAAACCGCUUCAGCUGGGGAGGAGGAAGAUGUAUCCUUCAGUGAUCUAGAGGAUGACUAAGGACUGCUCUUGUGCAAUUACCUAGUGGAGCUAUAUGGUGGCUACAUGAAGCACACUGGCUGCUACCUAAAAAAAAUUAAGUUCGUAGCUCUAUGACCGUGCCAUUUUACUGCCUUGUUUUUGGAUUGCAGUAGUAGCAAUGCAGAAUCAGGAUAGCAAUGCCUCUGAGGCAUCCUUGAAUGCUCAUGCAUCUACGAAGUCGGUCUUUCUCUGUACAUAAAGUUCCACACGCUGUUCUGCUUUCCUACUGUAUCACUGUCCCCCAGCAAACUGCUGUUGGUUUGAGAUUCAAAAUGUAAUAUAUCAGAAUCAUCCAAAGCUGUCAA